AUGAGGGACGUAGUGGCGGCGACCUUCGCCAACCCCCCCGCCCCGCAGUUUUGUCAGUAUAAAAAUGCUUCCUUGUAUGUCAGGCGUUCGAUAACAGCAACUUUGAGUGCGUUACCUGGUGAGGACGUGUCCAUCGGGUCGGCCGGCUCGCUCGCCGCACGCCACGCUUACCAGCCUGCUGAGUGGGCUUCCACACAGUCUGGCAGUUCAACAAUCACGUCCGACGAAGAAGGCGAAGGUGACGAAUCCGGAUACGCGUCUCUCGAGCGCUUCCUAACCGCUUGGGGCCUCUCCCAAUACGUGCAAAAGUUCAAAGACGAGCAAAUAGACUUGGACGCUCUCAUGUUGCUCACUGAAAGUGACCUCAAAUCCUUGGGCCUGCCUCUAGGGCCGUACAGGAAGCUAGUUACAGCUGUUCAAGAGAGAAAACAGGCGCUGUCGCAUCCGGGACCUAUGAUCGAUACAGCUAUAUGAUCUUGUGUAUUUGAGGCUAUUUUAUUGCAAGUAAUUCGAAAAUUGCCGUUUUAAAGAUAUGUGUAAUAGAUUAGGGCCGGAUUCACUUGCUGACCAUGACUGAUUGUCUAUUUUACACUUUUCACUUAUUUUAUAUAUUAUUUGUCAUAUAACUGACAGAUAUGCUACACAGAACGUGUCCAGAAGUAGAUAAAUCCAGCCAUUAAGAGAUGACUAGAAUAUUAUGGUGCUCAAUUGUAAUAAUAUUAAAUAGUCGUCAGUUUAAAAUGCAAUGAACAUUUUUAGCUCUUAAUAAAACAUUGUGUGAAAUGACAUUUAUAUUUGUAACGCGAGCACGUAUGUUUGUGUCUGCACUUUUAUAUUUUUGUAUUUUAAAGAUCGUGUUGUGAUAUUUUGUAUUCGAAGUCAUUCCUCAUUGUAAGUGAUGUUAGUGAACCAUUCCAUCCAUUGUCGCCAUAUAAUUAUGAACCUUUGUACAAAAUAUAUGAUUUUAUAUAAAUA
Messenger RNA from Zerene cesonia (dogface butterfly), 975 nucleotides. RefSeq names its product Usher syndrome type-1G protein-like. Bases 1 to 474 code for a protein of 157 amino acids. The transcript is spliced from 3 exons. NCBI's taxonomy places the organism in Eukaryota, Metazoa, Arthropoda, Insecta, Lepidoptera, Pieridae. The record is from RefSeq and is a predicted model, not a curated record. Gene Ontology annotation, molecular function: protein binding.